AUGCGUACCAGGCGCACCUCUGACGCCAUAAGGGCGCGCCCCCCUAGUCCCUUGUUUAGGGAAAUAGGAAAGCUUCUAUGGCGAGCUCGGCCCCUUCUGCGGUGCGACCACCGAGGCCAAAGAAAGAGCCACAGGCGCUCGUCAUCCCCAAAAAUGCGGCGGAGGAGCAGAAGCUCAAGCUGGAGCGGCUCAUGAAGAACCCGGACAAAGCUGUGCCGAUUCCAGAAAAAAUGAAUGAAUGGGCACCUCGACCUCCCCCAGAAUUUGUCCGAGAUGUUAUGGGUUCAAGUGCUGGGGCUGGCAGUGGGGAGUUCCAUGUGUACAGACACCUGCGAAGGAGGGAGUACCAGCGGCAGGACUACAUGGAUGCCAUGGCGGAGAAGCAAAAAUUGGAUGCAGAGUUUCAGAAGAGAUUGGAAAAGAAUAAACUGGCUGCAGAGGAGCAGACUGCAAAGCGAAGGAAAAAGCGCCAGAAGUUAAAAGAGAAGAAAUUACUGGCAAAGAAGAUAAAACUUGAAGAGAAGAAACAAAAAGAAGGACCCAGUCAUUCGCAGGAGCAGCAGGCCAGUAGCUCUGAGGAGGCAUCUGGAAAGGAGGAGGAGGAAGAGGAGGAGGAAGACAAUCCCAGCUUCAUCAUGGGGCGAUGAGGUUGCACAACAGCUGUCAUGAGCCUGUCCAGAGCCUCAGAAGACCUCAGUGCAGCCUGCAGGGAAGAAGGCUGUCUGCCUCUGUCCCCACAGACUUGACGCUUAGGGAGCACAUGGAAGCCCCAGUGCUCUCUGUCCUGCCUGGCUGGGGGGACGGAGAGACUGUUCUAGACACCGCCUCGCAGUGUCCCCCCGCCACGUUCCUGCUGGAAGGGGGAAAGUGCCUCACCGGCACCUGGCACCUGUUCUCACAGACAGCGAUGAGCUUGGGGCUGGCUUUUGGAAGGGAACAUUUUUCUAAGUAAAGAACAGAAAACCUUUAGGUUUUGUUCAGACUUGUAAAACACUAAUUACCAAAGCUGUAGAGAGGCCGUGAAAUGACACGAUAGAGACAAGGCCUCAAGAUUCAACAGGUCCUGUGAGGCGGACCUGCUCCCAGACUCAGGCCAGGAUGCAGCCAUGACACCAGGGUUAACUCAGGUGCAGACACGUGAAGGGAGCUCGCUGUGUGGAAAGAACUGUUGGGGAAGCUGGGUGGCUAGAGAAAUAAGCAGGGAGAGAAUCCAGGCUGGGUGAACCUGGUAGAAGCCCAGAGGGGUCCUCGCCAAACUGGAGGGGCUGGGUAUCCAUCAGGAGCUGCAUUUUCAUCCGGAAGCUAGGUGGGGGGUGUCUAAACAGAACGGGGACUGAAAGUGGCCAAACUUGGCAGUUGGGUGGAACCCUUAGGGACUGCUCUCUGCCUGGGUCACAUGGGCGCUGGGGGCAGAGGCGGCACUCCACUGUGUUUCCAGUCCACAUGUGUGCCCUGGCCAGAAUGGAACCGGGACCUCCAGAGUGCAGGGCACUGUGCUGGGAGCCAGGGGGCAUGGCAGGUGACCCAGGACAGCUUUGACCUCAGUGCCUGCAGGCAAACAUGGUUGACAGAGUCGGUUUCAAGUUAGAGCUUUUGCUCCAGUUUUGGAUUAUCUCCCAACUGCUGAGUACAAUGUGUGCCUUUUAUGGACUGGAAUGGCAUUGAGGAAAUAGUUACUUUGAGUGAUGGAAAACCCAGGGACGUUUUCUUUUACUUCUAUACCGUAGAUUUCCCUGACCCUGCCCUGAGCCACAUGAUAUCUCUUGAUAAUCUGUCCCUUUGGUAGCUUAAGUCACCCCAAAAUUUUCCUCCCCAAAAAGCCAAAAUGAAGCAUCAGCCUUAAUAAAUUAACACAUACCCUGGCCGUA
This is a messenger RNA of Heterocephalus glaber (naked mole-rat), 1868 nucleotides long. RefSeq names its product PRKR interacting protein 1 (gene Prkrip1). Gene Ontology annotation, molecular function: double-stranded RNA binding; protein kinase binding; protein kinase inhibitor activity. The record is from RefSeq and is a predicted model, not a curated record. Gene Ontology annotation, biological process: negative regulation of protein kinase activity. Lineage: Eukaryota; Metazoa; Chordata; Mammalia; Rodentia; Bathyergidae. Gene Ontology annotation, cellular component: nucleolus.